ACCGUUUGCAGAUGACAUGAUACUAUACUUGGAAAACCCUAAAGACACUACCAGAAAGCUAUUAGAACUCAUCAAUGAAUUUGGCAAAGUUGCAGGACACAAAAUUAAUACACAGAAAUCCUCAAGUGUUACACGCUGUCCCACUGCAGUACCAAUAUCAACAUAAUUUCUCCCUGAGAAACCCUGAGGGAAAAAGGUAAAAUACUGAAACUUUCAGUUUCUUCAUUUAAAGCAAACAGAUUCUACCUACUUUGCACACUACAAAUUGGGUAAAUGUCAUUAAACAUAUUUUCCAUUAUGCACAUAGAUUUUCUUGUUCACCAUUUUAUCACUAGUGGCUAGUACAAAAUAACUGUUCAUUUUGUUUGGCUUUCUUGUAGUGUUUUUUCAACAUUUACAAGAAAUCCAUUAAAGCACUCCUUUAUGCAUUUAUUUAUUAACAUUUACUGGAAGAUGUACAUUACUAUUGAAUUUAAUAAGCAAUUAAUAAUGACCAAAUCCACGCUAGAGUGGUGUAGAUGCAAUUUCUUGAAAAACAACAAAAAAUAUACAUAUGAUCAUAAUAAAAUACUGCAAAGUUCUGACGUUUAUUUAAUUAUUCUUUCCAAAAUUAAAUUUAGGCUAGUUUUACAAUCUAGUGAGUCCUUUGGAUGGUUGGUUUCUUCAUUGCAGCUUCAUAGCACCCUCGUGCAGUCAUUCUUGGUGUCUACAGAUUCUAGUCUAAGGGUCCUUGUGUUGCUUAUCUCUGUAUGUUAGAUGUCUAUCUGACUUAUGAUUUUGAAGGCUGAAACAUCUUUCUUCUUUCUCUAAUCCAUAGUAUUUUGCCUCAGUUAAUUUUUCUUGAUGACUCUAGAUGUCCAACUCUCUCAAUCUCAAAAGGAUUCUUGUAAAUAUAGUCUACUUAGUAACAUCAAACACAUUUUAACUGUGAGCUCCCACACAACUUUUUCAUAUGGAUUAACUUUUUUGGAAGAGUCAGGAUGGAAAUGUUAUGCUUUUAAUAUUUUUAACCAUGUGAAGAUAUAAUUUGUCUUGACAUUUGGAUUUUUCUUUGUUUGUAACAACAUAUAAGUUGGAUUUAAGAUUUGAUGCCAGGAAAUCACAAGAGAAGACUAUAUAAGGGUUUAGUUAAUGUAUCUUUUAUUUUUAAAGAUGAUAGUUUACCAAAGGAUCAGACUGUAUAUAAUUAAAGUUUUCAGAUGUAAGGAGUCUAUAAUCCAUAUUGUUUAUAUAGUUUAGCAUUCAAUAAAUUAAAUAAACUGUUAUAAUGCCCACAUGUAACCAUUAGGAUGCAAAUGAGGAGCAAUUUACUAUAAUAAAAAGGUCAAAAUUGAAAUAACUCCAGCCUUCUCACUCUGCCUUGCAUCCUUUUCCCUGGUCUAAUUUUACAACACUUGAAUUAGGCAAUUGUUACCUUAAACAAGCUCCACCAGUGUGAUGCCAGUGUAUAGCAGUUGUAUUUAUAUCUUUCUCCCAUUGCCCUUCUUGUCAUCUCAGUGGCUCUGAUCAUUUCCCUGCCCCUGUAUGAAAAUUCAACAGUCCAGGGGCUUUCUGGUCCUCCUGUCAUACACAGGGACUGAACUUAGUAAUUAGGCUACACACUCCAUCUUUUGGUCAAAAGUCUAACAUGGCUUGAGGAAGGUCUUGGAAGGUCUUCUCUUCACUCUCAGGAGCAUGGCUUUUUAGUCAAAGGGAAGUCAGAGGAAGAGGGUCAUUUUUGGAGACUUGAGCUCUCUUGCAAAGAGAGAGGGUUAAGGGUUCUGCUUCAUUGCUCCAAAGUACUGUUUGCUUACCUCUAACACUUAGCUAUUAUCACGCUUUAUGGAUACCAACUGUUUCCCCUCUUGAAAGACAGCACUUAGUGUUUUCUGCAUCUGUGCUUUCCCAAUACCUCAUAAUAGGCACCAGAGGACGUAUGCUGGGUGAACAAAUCAUAACUGGAAUUCUCAAAGCUCUUGUGGAGCUUUUAAGAAAUUCAGAUGCUCUGACUAUACCUGGGAGAUUUGAUUCAAUAGAUUUUUUUGUUUCAUAGAGAGUCUUAACUUACAGCAGAGUUGAAAGCCAGUGAGCUGCAUGUUUAAGUUUUCAUAAACUUAAUAGUGCCAACACACUUUAAGGGAUAUUUACACUUUUAACCUAAAAAUGAGUUUUAGAAUAAGAAAUCUUAUGAGGUUUGUCCAGUUUUUCCUCAUUCUGAGUAAGAUCACUAAAAAUACUCUUGUAUCUUUUAAGACUGACAAGUAAGUAUUGAUUUCAGUAUAAAUCCUCUGGGAUAGCUAUGCCCGCUUUCCCACUUAUUCUGUUUUAUGCAAAUGGUCAAAGUUUAAAUGUAUCUCUGACCUCAACAUAUCUUUAUUUUUUUAAGAAAGAAGCUCUUAUAGAUAACUAUGAUAUUAAAACAUUGUACCAUCAGGACACCAUGAUGCAAAUAGUCUCCCCUUCUCAUAUUGACAUGUAGGUCUAUUGGCGCUUUGAUAAUUUUAUCUCUUAUGAAUUAUUCUACUCUAAAAAAAAAGGAUUCAUGUUUUUAAUGGUGAAAAAGAUGAAAGAGUCUAUAGGAAAUUUAUAUAACCUCCAAAAUAGAUGGUGUAUAGAUAGAGUUAGUUUUUAUUUUAAAAGGAAAUGGAUAAUAUAGGAUUCAGAUUUACUGAUUUGCUUAGAUUACACCAAAUUUCUUUAAUAAUUCAACAAAUAUUUACUGUGAAUAUGUAAGGCCUACUCUACAUUUGGUUGUCAUAAAAUGGUAGGAUUAUGCUGUAUGUUUAGGAUGCUUGUUAAAACAAAUUCUUCCUGAUUUUACUACUUUAAAAUUUUCAGGUUUAGUAAGCAGUUAUCUUGGAAAUAGAAUAUCAUUAAUGAUAAGUAAUAGGCUUAUUUAUGCUUUUCAUUUUCUGACUCCCUUAUAUGAAAUGCCAUAAUGUUUUAAGUUCUUUAAGGGUUCAUUGACCUUUUCAUUAGAGUAAAAUGACUUGGGAUGGAUACAUUUGCAUUCAGUUUUAUAAGCUUAACUGUCUUUCAGGUAAUAAAUAUUUAUCAUUUAAUUAUAUUUAAAUAUUAACCUAUCCUUUUAAGAUACCUUAUAAAUAAUGUUAAUUUUAAAAAUUAUACUGCUGCUUUGCUUUCGUAUGUUUUAAAUGUGUGACUUGCUAUUUAUAAAAUAUUUCUUUGCUCUCCAAAGAUAUUAAUUGAGCUAUCAUUCUUGAUUUGACCUCCAAAAUGUAGUUUAGGAAAUAUUUAGUGUUCUUAACCUUUUACUGAGAAAUUCCAACCAUCAGUGUGAGAGUUACACUGUGGAAUGCUUCACCUCUAAUACUGUCUUUAUCUCUCCAUUUCUCUAUAUUAGGCUAGUUUUACAAUCUCCAGUCUUCAUUGCCAAACCACAGCAUACUGAUGCCAGAUUUUUUAUUGGAUGAACAAGUAUGCUUAAUUUUUUUUUAGCAUGUGACCAAUUCAGGUUGUAAUUUAUAUAACAAUGUGAAAUGUGCAAAAUACAAUGAUUGUAACACAUGUAGAUGUAAUUAUACUUUGUAGAAGACAUGUUGUCACUGUUAAGUUAUAGCACAGAUAACAUUCAGAAAAAUGCGGGACAUGUAACACCUUAGCCAAGAGAUAAUAAAUGAGGCAAGAAACAGCUUACCUAUUAUGGCAAAAAAAAAAAAGGGGGAGUUUAUCUUUCUUUUAUAUCUUACAAAAUGUUUAAUAUAAAAAUAAGCAAUGAUCUCAAUAAUACUACCAUAAGGAAGCUUGGGAUUAUAAUAUUUGGACAUAGACUACAUUUUUUCUGUUGCAGAUUUCAGCUGAAGGCUGAGAUUUUACUUUGUGCGGUAAUUUCAUGUUUUAGACCCUGUAAAUCCUGAGACGGUGUCUUGCCCAGUGCAUGUAUUUACAGAGUUUCUGGGAAGUCAGUAAAUAGUCUUUUGUUUCUUUUUUUUUUUUUUUUCUAUUUUACUUUGUUUCUUCAGAAUAAGCAUUGGAAAAAUAUGGAUUGUGGUUAUAUUAUGUUGAGCUCCACAUUUUUAUUUUUAAAAGAUAGUUUCAUGCAGUUGAGAUGGUGAAGUUUUAAAUAACUUGUUUAUGAAACAGUUUGAUAGAAAUAAAAACCCAGUUAACACAUGAAAGCUGUGAUCCCACAGAACCAGUCACUGGAGACCAUUUUACAGUUGAGAAAAUGUGUGAUUUCAAAGGAUGGGGCAGAGGAUCAGAUAUUCUGGGUUCCAGUUCUGUUUGAUCUUGGCCAAGUUUCAUAACUUUUGUUUGAUCCUUGGUUUUCUUAUUUGUAAAGUGGAGAUAGUAAUAUCCAUCUCAGAGGUCUGUAGCAAGGACAGAGGAAGUAAAAACAUGUUAGUGUUACCUUCCUGUAUCUAAGGAAUUCUUGGGGAAUUAAUUACAAUUCCAAAAAAACUUUAUUUCUUCUUCGUUUUAUCUUGGUCUUUUUAGGACACGCAUUAAAAAACAUGUACAGCAGGUGUGCAGUGUUGAUCUUCAUAUUUUUGCAUUUAAAAGGAAAUCAUAUGCAAUUAUGAAGUUAAACUUCUCAUGAUGAUGAUAAUGUGUUUAUGGAACACCUUGACUGGAAUAAAAACUCUCUACCACACACGCUCAAAGACCACCUGGAUUCCAUUUACCCAAAGAUUCUACAACAGAUUAAUUUUAAGCAACUCUUUAUAUUGAUGAAUAUAUAUGAUUAUCCAACACAGAUGAUGCAUCUUUAACAUAACUGCACACAACUUUUAUGUGUGUAUCGUGAUUAUACACUCCGCAGGUUUGUUUACAUUUUAUUUCAUUUUAUUAACCUUCUGCAGUCAGGGUCUUAUUUUGAUAAAUCCCUCAUGAAAACAAGCUGCUGCUGAAUCCAUUUUCUCUGCCUGACCGUUGCUUUUGAAAAUUCCACUUUCCCCGGCCAGUCCCGUUAUUUGUAUGUGUAUAUACGUUCGCUAAACUAAACCUCUUAGGCUUUUGUGAGGAAUAUUUUGGGUUGAGUGUAUGCUAAAAUAAGUAGGCAGACCCAGAAAGUACAGUUGCAUUGAAGUUCCCAAAUAUGGCCUAUUGAAAAUAGUAACCAGGAUCUUGUUUUUGGAGAGUAAAUUUAGAGAGAGAUGUUAUUCCGAGGAAUGUGAAGCAAUGAUACGUUUUUGGAAGAGUCAGUGUUGAUGAUGAGGGUCCGUUAUGGUCAUUGUUUUUAUGCUUUGGGAUAGGGGCUCAAGGCCCUGCUUUUGCAGUUACUCUUCAUUUUAUCCAGUGUUCUUCAGGGAUUGUGAAAAGAUUGAUUAAUAUACUCUUCACUUUAAAAUCAGCCUUUGGGAAAAAAUACAUCAAUAAAUACACUCUUAAGCAAUUUCCCAUUGGGUACUAAUAAUGCAGGUAGUGAAUGAGCAGGGCAGUGCCAGAGACUGAGUGUCACCAAGCCCCACAACACACUGAGGAUGUUGGUUGAAUGUCUCUUUGUGCAUCUUUCAUUGUCUUAGUCCUUUGCUCACAAACUAUUUCUCCAACAUGUUACUUGGAUAAGGUAGAAAUAGAUCACAGAGUUCUUCUGGGGUCUGCCUUUCCUUAUCUGGAAGUUACUGUCUUUAAAGAAUAAUGUCAGGUUGAGGGACUCACAGGUGCUCAUGGUUUGUGCUUGCUUUCUUUUUUUGGAGGUUCUAGGAGAGGUAACAUGGCCAGGGCAGGUAACACUGAUGGACCCAGCAGUGAAGGAGGCCACUGCCAAUGCUUUGAGAAGAUCAGGAAGAGAAAUUAGGUCUGAAUGACAGAUCUGCACAGUGAUGGCACUUACUUCAGUUACGAGUUGCUCAGCGGACUGUGGAGUGACUGAACUAUACCCAUUCCCGUCAUGAUGCACACCCCUGAGGUUCCUCACCACACCUGUGUUCUGAUUAGAGGCAAAAUAAAUGACAUUCAAAACUUCCACUAAGGUACUAUAAGUAGGUCUCCAGGAUUGGACCAUCAGUGAUUGGAGCUGCUAACUCUAGCAGUUUCUGAGAGGAAUAUAAAGAUGUUGGUAUUUAAAGUGUUGUCCAGGGACCAUCAGCAUCAGCCUCAUCUGGGGCCUUUUCGCAAAUGCAGACCCUCAGACCCAGACCCCUUAUCAGCUGCAGCAAAUCAGAAUCCGCAGUUAACAAAUUCUUCAGCUUUUGUGGUGAGAUGGCAUCUGGUUUCUUUCUACAAGGAAAGUUUAGCACACAGCACAGUCCUUGAAACAUUGGAUUGGUUUGAUGAGCCUACCUGGAAUAGACUAUGUCAGAGAGUCACCAUGACCUUGCACAAUAACAAUACAACCUCACCUUUGUUUCCAAACAUCAGCUCUUCCUGGAUUCACGGCCCUUCCGAUGCAGGGCUGCCCCCAGGAACGGUUACUCAUUUUGGCAGCUACAACAUUUCUCAGGCAGCUGGGAAUUUAUCCUCUCCAAAUGGCACCACCAGUGACCCUCUGGGAGGUCACACCAUCUGGCAAGUGGUGUUCAUUGCAUUCUUAACAGGCAUCCUGGCCUUGGUGACUAUCAUCGGCAAUAUCCUGGUGAUCGUGGCAUUCAAGGUCAACAAGCAACUGAAGACAGUCAACAACUACUUCCUCUUAAGUCUGGCCUGUGCUGACCUGAUUAUCGGGGUCAUUUCAAUGAAUCUGUUUACUACCUACAUCAUCAUGAAUCGAUGGGCUUUAGGGAACUUGGCCUGUGACCUCUGGCUUUCCAUUGACUAUGUGGCUAGCAAUGCCUCGGUCAUGAAUCUUCUGGUCAUUAGCUUUGACAGGUACUUUUCCAUCACGAGGCCGCUCACAUACCGAGCCAAAAGAACAACAAAGCGAGCUGGUGUGAUGAUAGGUCUGGCUUGGGUCAUCUCCUUCAUCCUUUGGGCUCCUGCCAUCUUGUUCUGGCAAUACUUUGUUGGGAAGAGAACUGUCCCUCCAGGAGAGUGUUUCAUCCAGUUCCUCAGUGAGCCCACCAUCACCUUCGGCACGGCCAUCGCUGCCUUUUAUAUGCCUGUCACCAUUAUGACUAUUUUAUACUGGAGGAUCUAUAAGGAAACUGAAAAACGUACCAAAGAGCUUGCCGGGCUGCAAGCCUCUGGGACAGAGGCAGAGGCAGAAAACUUUGUUCACCCCACAGGUAGUUCUCGGAGCUGCAGCAGCUAUGAGCUUCAGCAGCAAAGCCUGAAACGCUCAGCCAGGAGGAAGUAUGGACGCUGCCACUUCUGGUUCACAACCAAGAGCUGGAAGCCCAGUGCUGAGCAGAUGGACCAAGACCACAGCAGCAGUGACAGCUGGAAUAACAAUGAUGCUGCUGCCUCCCUGGAAAACUCCGCCUCCUCCGAUGAGGAGGACAUUGGCUCAGAAACAAGAGCCAUCUACUCCAUCGUGCUCAAGCUUCCAGGUCACAGCACCAUCCUCAACUCCACCAAGUUACCGUCUUCAGACAACCUGCAGGUGCCCGAGGAGGAGCUGGGGACAGUGGACUUGGAGAGAAAAGCCAGCAAACUGCAAGCCCAGAAGAGCAUGGACGAUGGAGGCAGUUUUCAAAAAAGCUUCUCCAAGCUUCCCAUCCAGUUAGAGUCAGCCGUGGACACAGCCAAGGCCUCUGAUGUCAACUCCUCAGUGGGUAAGACCACGGCCACUCUACCUCUGUCCUUUAAGGAAGCUACUCUGGCCAAGAGGUUUGCUCUGAAGACCAGAAGUCAGAUCACCAAGCGGAAACGGAUGUCGCUCAUCAAGGAGAAGAAAGCGGCCCAGACCCUCAGCGCCAUCUUGCUUGCCUUCAUCAUCACCUGGACCCCCUACAAUAUCAUGGUUCUGGUGAACACCUUUUGUGACAGCUGCAUACCCAAAACCUAUUGGAAUCUGGGCUACUGGCUGUGCUACAUCAACAGCACCGUGAACCCCGUGUGCUAUGCCCUGUGCAACAAAACAUUCAGAACCACUUUCAAGAUGCUGCUGCUGUGCCAGUGUGACAAAAGGAAGAGGCGCAAGCAGCAGUAUCAGCAAAGACAGUCAGUCAUUUUCCACAAGCGGGUGCCCGAGCAGGCCUUGUAGAAGGAGGCGUUGUCCAUAGCAGUCACCAAACGCACACAUCAGCCCACAAACCUUAGGAGGGAGUAAGGUGCAGGGGGGGUGAUUUCUGGUGAUGAUAAAAAUGUUUUUAUCACCAGAUGUGAAAGAAGCUGCCUGUUUACCGAUCCAUUAAAUAAGCCCAUUUUCAUAUCAAAAGUCCAACACCAAUUCAGCAAAAAAAUAAGUGUAUUACUGACUAUAAAGAAAUUUAUUCUGAAAUAGACUUUGUUUUUUUUUCUUAAAGAGGAAAAAAAUUGCUUCAUAGCAAUUAUAUACCCAAAUUGGUCUGCCCGGGCCUUUUAAUUCCCAUUAGCUCUGGAAUCUUGAUAAGCAUAACUAGGCCAGCCCAGCUGCCACAUUCUUUCCAAGGAUCCCCAAAGUAUCGAUCCAGAUGCCACAUGGAACAACGUCAGGCUAGUGAAUCUGUGGUUCUGAAAUUCUUUCAUAUGUUGCAGAACUGAACCUUCCCGUCCCAAAAGAGCUCCCGUCUUCUCAUUGGUGUGUCUAUUUGUGGACUUGAUUCUUGAUUCUUGCAAAGUACUGUUUUGUGCAGUUCAAGUUUCGUACAAAUAAAAGAUACAUAAGUAUAUAUGUAUAUAUAUGUGUGUGUGUGCAUGUGUGUAUGUGUGUGUGUGUGACUCACACACACACACAUACACACACGCAUAGUGUAUAUAAUAUAAUGGGAAUCACUGAACUGGCAAAUUAUUCCGGCAAUAUAUGCUUUCAGUACUUUGGUGACUGAAGUUUCCUAGGAUCCUAACAUAACAUAAAAGUGAAAUAAACCCGGCGUAGGGCUUUGUCAACCAGGGCUGUUUUCCUGGAGAAUAUGCAGCAGAGAGCAGCCAGGCCGUCUGGGCUCUCAGCCUGUUGAGUCCAUGGCUUAACCAGACUCGCCAUAAGCUAUCGCCUUUGUUGAUUCCCUCAACAAAGUGAAAUCAAAUGGGGGGCCCUCUGAGCUUAAAGAAUGAACCACAUCCACAUGUUUGAAUUGUCCAAAUCUGAAUGUCUCCAAACAAACUUGUGUUAUCUAACCUGCGUGAAAGUCAGUAAUAGUCUCACGGUUGAAUGUCAUACACAGCAUUACGCAGGGCAAAGCAGAAGAGACGUUGUAAGAGGCAAAGAACACGGGGUUCGUUUUCUUGCUACUUGAUAUCUUUAAAUGGAAAGGGCUUACACCUUUGUGACUUAGCUGUGGCCAGUGCUUUCUGGCAUUCAUUGUACACCCUUCACCCAGGAAUAGCUGGGGUUGAGGAAGUUAUGAGUCCUCUACAGAAAGUAUUACACUUCGAAAAGUAUUGCUUCAAAUUGAUUUCUUAUUAUAUUUCUAAAAAGCGAUUUUGUAUUCUCUUCUGAAUUGACCAAAAUGCUCAAUGUUCUAUUUGGGGGAGGGGAGGGAUGCUUCUCUGGCUGUCAUCUUCGUUGCUGCUGUAGCUGUUAGGGUUCCUUUUUUUCCCUCUGCUGGGGCUGUGUGGGGAGUGGGAGGGGCGGGAGGCGGGGGGCUAAGGAGAAAUCUUCCCUUUGUACAGGGUCUCCGUGUUGUGAACCCGGAGCCAGGGUAGAAGCUGCUUUUGUGUUCAGUGUGAGCUGGUGUUUACAGCAGAUUUUGACAACAGUGGAAGUGUACUCAGUGGUGUCUGUGUUUCUGAACUAUUUAAUUUUGUGUUCUGUUUAUAUGAAGAUAUAUUUAUGCAUAUUUCACCAAGUGUCUAUUUAAUGUUGAUAAAUAUUACUCUUCAGUCUUCAGCAGUGGUGUCCCUUGAAAGUGCUUCUUUAAGGUCCACUUGAGCAAUGAGUAGGGUCUCUCGAGCUUUCUUGUGGCUAAGAAGAGGAAAAAGCCUGUUGGUGUUGGUGUUGGGAGGAACCUAACUCUUUCCAGGUAAUAAAAAAGUCAACUGUGACUUUAGCAUAACAGCUUAAUUCCCUUCUCGUUAAACCUGAUGGAAACUGGUCAAAGCAACCCUCCGCCAGUGUGUUUGAAAUCACAUUACAAGGGGAAGAAAGGCAAAUCAGUAUAAUGGAAAGAAUGAUUUUUUUUUUGGCCCACACUUGACCAAAAAAUAAGAAAAAAACAGGAACUAUUUUCUAACGUGCAUAGCAAACUGCAGAAUGUUAUGUUAUCCACCUGUGAAAUGUCUAGGAAGCAACUGCAUCUAUAUUGAUAUUACUCAAGUUGGCCUGGCACUAACUAAUACAUUUGUGAAUGCUGAUUCAUGUCUUCCUGUACAUCAGUAAUUCGCAUUCUCUUUGAAAGUCCUAUCUUGCCUCCUUUUCAAAAGGCUAUUUCCUAUAUUCUUUUUAAAAAUAGAGAAUUAAAUUUAAGAAACAGACAAAUCGUGAGUUUUGGCAAAACUGAGAAGGUCAGUAACAAUUCUCCUUAAACAUGAUUAUCUCCUGAUCCUUGUCCUCUUAUGAUGCUUUCUUUUCUUAGGAAGAAAAGAAAGAAGUCUGGAACAUCAGCUCUCCUUUUCUGUUACUGGUUUAAUUAUCUAAGUGGUUUUAAAUCUCUCGUGGAUGAAAACUGCUUUUAAGUAUUGUCUACUGACCCUGACUAUAGAAAUGUGGGUCCAACUCUUAGGUCAUUUUCAAAAAAAGGAAAAUAAGAAAACCUGAUUCUUUUGAAUAUGCAGAGUUUAGAAGUGUAAUCAAAGAUGUAGUGAAGUGUAUAUAACCAGACAUAACUACACAUAUAUUUCUCAAAGGAUUUGUCACCAGAAAAGGUAUUCAGCAUUUACAUAAAAUCAAAAUGUCUUCAUCCUCAAAAUGGGACUCAAACUGUUUUAUCCCAUGUGAGUGAGGUUUGCAGUGCUUUCAUGAUUAUGCACUUCCAUCAAAAGAGGAAAAUCGUCAAAUCUAAGUAAGCUAUAGGUGAAGAUGCCACCGCCCACCACAUACAUACACACACCCACACCCAUAGCCACCCCCACCCCCCCAUUCUCUAUCCUCCAAGGUCUACCUGAUGGAUAAGAGAAGAGAGCUCUCUGGUCCUCUGUUCCCUUUGGCUCUGUUCUCUUUGGCCCACCACCUUCAUGAUGGAACCAUGAAGACCUGUGGUCUUUCUGCUAGUUCACCAUAUUGUCCUGAAUCAUCCUUGACUUCAGAUUUAGCCUUGACUCUCCAGAUAAGUUCCAUUUCUAUUCACCCUUUCACACGUAAUAGUUCUAGAUUCUGACAGAAAGACAAUAGGCAGAAAGCAUAAGCCACUAGAAGCUGCAGUGGCUGAAGAUCUAGAAGUCAUAGCAGCUUUCUCUGCCACCGCCUUGUGUGCAGACGGGCAAUUCACGGCCCUGGGAAGGCCUGAGAGCCCUUUGUGCAUCACAUGUGAGACGGGGGAGGGCACGGCUCUGAUACAGUCAGCUGCCUCUAGUCUUAGGAAGGAGAAGGAUGGCAAGGCUCAGGCACAGUGAAGGCGCCUUGUGGAGAAAACAUGAGACAAAGGAAGAGCCUGGGGGGCAUUCCUGGCGCCCUGUUCUUAUCUGAGUAGAGGGGAUUCCCAGAUGAGGACACACGACUCGGAAAUGGGACAAUCCAUCACAGCAGCUUUGGGGGACAAGCGCAAGUGUCAUGAAGAAGCUCUGAACGGAGCACAAGGAGCCCUGAGCUCUCAGCCCAGUUCUGUCACCAGGGAAUGAACAUGUCCCCUGCCUUGCAUGUCACUUACCCUUUAACCCACUGGCUUUUCAUGAGUUCAUGCUCAUACUCAUAAACAAUCUGAAAGCACCUUAAUUGGCUUUCUAAUAGUAAAAAAGUCAAAUUGAGGCAGAGCGUUAGGUGAAUAACUGCAACGAUGAGUGUAGAUUGUAUGUCCAAUGAACACUUGAAAAAUUCUCAUUUUAUAUAUCCAUCAGAGUUGUUUACUUAUAUUUCAAUACAACAAAAUCUAAGGAGUUCUCAUGAUUUGUUGGUAAACUUGGAAUUCUAUUGUUUCAAAUACCACUUCAGGCCAGGACAAUCACUUGAGGCCUCACAACUGUAUGUAAGUGGAAUUGCUGGAUAGUGGGCGUUUGUUUUGGUCUCUCAGUGGUAUGUCUUGAAACAAACUGAGACUUUAUAGAAUACAUCGCCCAAAACAUCCUUUCUUCGAUCUAACAAUCCCCCUUCCACCACCUUCUCCAAAAGAGUAUUUUUUCCUUACAUGUAAAGUGCAACAAACUUAAUUCAACCGUGUAAACUUUAGCCCAUACUAGGUUCCAGGACAAUUUUACUGCUUCCCUCUAUGUAAGUUAUGUCGUCUCUUCUUGUGUUUUCACGACUCUGUUUUGUAGGAAUUCAGCCUCUACCAGGAUUAAUGCUGUGUGAGUAAAUAUUCCAAACCUUAGGAACUGGUUCCAGGGACAGGAGCCCAGGGCGCUUUUAGAACUGGGAAUUCCAUUUUAUUUUCCUUUUUUUGUUGUUGUUGGUUUGUUUGGUUUUUGCUUUUUGUUUGUUUGUUUGUUUGUUUGUUUGUUUGUUUAGGGCCAUUCCUGCAGCAUAUGGAAGUUUCCCAGGCUAGGGGUCCCAUAGGAGAUGUAGCUGCCAGCCUACACCACAGCCACAACAAUGCAGGAUCUGAGCUACACCUGUGAUGUAGAGCUGCAGUCAUGGCAGCACUGGAUCCUUAACACACUGAGCAAGGCCAGGGAUCAAACCCAUGUCCUCGUGGAUACUAAUUGUGUUUGAAACCUGCUGAACCACAGCAGAAACUCCCCCAUUUUCUUUUUCUGGCUUUAGUGUCACUGCCUGAGAAAGGAAACUCAUGUUGAGAUUAAAAAUGAACAAAGAAAAACAAGUUCAUAAAGUGACUGUGUUCAAUAUAAGUUUGUGACUGCAUAAUAUUGUCGCCAGGCUCCAAAAUGGACAAGUGUUAGUAUUGUUAAUUGGACAUACGUUACACUCACAGCUUCACACACCUUGAUCAACAUUGCACUUGGCAUGUGGACAUGGACACCCAAACACUUUGGUAGACUGUUAGGACUAUAGUUGCUCUAGUAGAACCACAAAGACUCAGCACAGAGUUCUGACACUGCCACUCUUGGCCUGGGCUGAGAACACCCCAAGUAAUCACCCAGAUCCAAGGAGGCUCUCAUCUGAGUUGCACCAGAUGAGAGGUAAAUGGAAAGGGAGGCCAUAUUCUCGAUUGCAAAGAGGUAUUAGUAACACUUCUGUCACCCAAACAACUCUAUCUUAAACUUAAAAGAUUAUCUCCAGGAUAUAAACAUUUAUUCUUGUUCUUUCUUGGAGUCCAAAAUACUUAGCAAUUCUGAAAUUUCCAUACCAAACCCCAAACUAUGUUUAUCCUAUAUUCUGUGACUUUUUUGAUGAUAGAAAGUGGGUGUUAUUCAUUCUGUGGCUGGCAUAUGAUCUGUCAAACAGUAGACAUUCAAUAAAUGUGGUUGAAUGUUAUAAUUAAUAUAGCAAAUAUUUGUCAGAAUUAUAUGCUCCACACUUCAAGUGUAGCCAGAGGUCAUUGAGCUGGGAAAGUAAAGGAAAUUUGGUUCAUUAAUAUGACAGUUUUCAAAUAAACUAUUACAAAGCAAUAAGGGGAAAUAUUUUAAUAGAUUUGAAGUAGUAAAUAUGAUGAGGACAGGAAGGGGAAAAAUCGACUCUUUCCUUUAUCCCUAGAAUUUGGAAACUUUUUACCAGAUUGGUCAACUCUACUUUAUUCUAUUAAGAGAAGUAUUGAGUGUUUAUAAAUAUAAGUCUUAUGUUUGUACAGGUGAAGUUCUGUAGUUUGGCUUAAAACAUCUUUGCAUGAAGUUUUGCUUGGCAUGAAAGGAGAGAUUCCAUUCUGUUCUGCAAGCAUUAAACAAAAGUUCUAUCUUAUGUUCAUUCCUCAUAUAGCACAUGGGUAUUUUCAUCCCCCUACGUACAACACUCCAAAGAAAUUUCUUUGGAGCUUAUGCAUAGGACUAUGGGAAGGCAACAUUUUGAGCAAUGCCCGCCCCCCCUUUUUCAAACACACAGGAACUGUCUCUAAGUUUGGUGCAGGUUUGAGGAAUAAUUAAAUUAGGCUUCCAUGUUGGUGAAUCAGCAUAUUGAUUUUUCUUGGCAGAAAGCUUUCUGGAAAAUGUCUAUGAAAUGUUUAGUGACUCACAUCCUUGUAAUUCAUGAGGGUGUAGAAACCACUGUCCAAAGAGAUGGCUAUAUAUUUGCUUUGUAAGCAAAAGGCAUGUAUCAUAGUUGCAUCUAAAAUAGCGUCCCAUCUUUAUCAAAGGCACUGAGUUUUACCUGUUUUUAUUUCCUAGUGUCCUAUUUCCUCAGUAGUCAUUUUAGAUAUGUCAUAUGCUAUUUUUAUUCCUUUGCCUACAAAUAAGUCAAUUGUCUGUACUAUAAAAUGAUGCCUGCAACUUUGUGGUGAUAUUAUCCCCUAAGUUUAAUAGUGAAAUAAGGAAAUAAAACUACAAACAAACAAAGAAUGUGGUUGGCUUUCUUUUUAAUCCAAGGUCCAUAAUACAGCAACAGCGUCUUAUUGUAUAAAAAGAUGGAAUACUUUGAAGGGAUAAUUCUGGAACAAACCCUUAUUUGCAUUGGCUUCUCUAUUUUACAUGCACUAGAACUUUCUUCAACAAUGAACAUUGCUGCUGUCAUAACCCCAGAUGCUUACAAUACCCUGUGUUUAGGACUGUGAAUUAAACGUGUCAAUUAUAUCUGCACCCAUCAUCCUAACUUUAAGACUGCACAUGAAGAAAAAUAUUUACCUCUAAUAUCCACUGUCAACCUAAAAUGAAUAGACUACCAGUUAUUUCUCCACCAAAGACGGGUUUAUUUGGGGUCUGAAAGCAUGGCAAGCCUCAUAAAAAUCCCCAAAGAGCCAGGGAAGAACACAUUUACAAAGGGGAAAAGGAAGUUGGAAGGGCUCUAGUAAACAAAGCAUCCACAGCUAUUCAUUUGCCUGAGUCCUUGCCAGGAAAGAAGAGUUUUUCUUCUUUCCAUUGGGGUCUGCUGUCCUCAUAGGGCUUGAGAGCUCUCUGUUCUGGUUUGCUAACUCUCUUUAAGGUUUCUGUUUAUUAAUUUUUUAUAGUACUUCAAAGGGAAUUUUGUUUUCCUCUUUUUAAAAGAAAUGCUUACCGUUUGACCCCUCUUUUUUGUUUCCUUUGGUUUCCUUCACUGUGCACAAGCUUUUUAGUUUGAUGUAAUUCCACCCACUGGUUAAUGUUCGCUUUUGCUUCUUUUGCCUUUGAAGUCAGAUCCAAAAAAAAAAAAAUCAAUUGCCAAGACUGAUGUUACGAAGUUUAUGACCUAUUGUCUUUUUUUUCUAGGAUUUUCAUGGUUUCAGGUCGUCUGUUCAAGGCUUUGAUCCAUUUUGAGUUGAGUUCUGUGUGUGAUGUAAGAUAGUGGUCCAGUUUGAUUCUUUUGCAUGUAGCUGUCCAGUUUUCCCAACACAACUGAAUUGCAGGUGCUGUCCUUUCCUCCAUUGUAUAUUCUUGGCUUGUUUGUUGUAAAUUACUUGAUCAUAUAUGUAUGAGUUUAUUUCUGGGCUCUCUAUUCUGUUCCAUUGAUCUAUGUAUCUGUUUUUUAUGCCAGUACCAUACUGCUUUGAUGACUGCAUCUUUUUAAUAGAAUCUGGAAAUAGUGGGAUGCCUCCAGCUUUGUUCUUCUUUCUCAAGAUUGCUCAGGCUAUAUGGGGUCUUUUUUGUUUCUAUACAAAUGUGAGGAUUAAUGUAUCUUUUUUUCUAUGAAAAAUGUGUUGGAAUUUUGAUAGGAAUUGUAUUGACUCCUGUAGUUUCCUUUGGGUUAAUAUCUUAACAAUAUUAAUUCUUCUGAUCCAUACGGAUGAAAUAUAUAUCCAUUUAUUUGUAUCUCCCUUAAUUUCUUCAGUUUCUGUGUCUUAUAGAUUAUGGAUUUUGUUAUUUUCAACCUGUGUGUGCAUAAGCUGGGAUAAAACAAAUGACUAAUUAGAUAUUCUAAUUCAAUUAUUCCUGGUUUCCUUAAGAACCAGGAUUCCCAGUGUGGUGGAAUAUGUAACAGAAGAAAUUAAGUAAAAGCCAUACAGGUCUCAAUUUGAAUUGGAUGUAUUAGUAUAAACUCCCAGAAUAUUUUACCAUGUAUGUAAUAUCUAGUUCUUCCCACGGAAAAGAACUAGAAACAAUAAUCAAUUCAGCAGCAAGGAGGAUUUCUAACAUCUCAAUUGUGGUCUUUAAUAAAGGAAACCACAGCUUUUUGAGGAAAUAGCUGAUUUGCCUUGGGCAGGAAAUAUACAAGAAGAAUUUGAAACAUCUUGCCAAAGCAGAUAUCAAGAAAGUAUUCAGCCUACUGGAAAAGACAUUGACAUACACAAGCACUUGAUAGCUGGUAGAAGUGAUACAGCAGGUUAGUGGGGAAAUGAUAUUCUUAAUAAAUGGUACUUAAAUAUCUACAUGGGAAAAAGACUACUACCUCACACCACACACUAAAGUAAAUUACAUGUGGAUUAAAGACCUAAAUUUAAAAGUCAAAGUUAGAAAGCUUUUAGAAGUCAAAAAAGUUGGAAAGUUUUUAAGAAAUAGUUUCAUGACCCUGACUCUUAAAGAUUCAAAAAGCCUUAGCCGCAAAGGGGGUAAAUACAUUAAAAAGUAUGAAAAGAAAGCCAUAAUGGAAGAGAUCAUUCCAAAACAUACAACGAUAUUAAACAAAUACAGAAUAUAUAAAGAACUUCUAUAAAUCAAUUUCAAAAAAAUUAUAUAAUGCAGGAGAUGAAAGAUAACAACAAAUUCCUUGCCAUUCCUCACAAUGAAGGGUGGAAUUUAAUUUCCCUUCUCUUGAUCCUGGGCUGGCCUUAGUGACUUGCUUGACAAAUAAAUAGAAUACAUGCAGUACUGGGUCAGAAGAGCCUUGCAGCUCUUACCCGGAUCUCUUGUAACACUUGCUCUGGAGAAACCACAUGCUGUGUAAGAAGUCUGACGACUCUGAGACUGUCAUGCUGUGAGGAAGCCAUUCUCCAGCCACUCCAGAUCCCAGGUGUGAAUCAUUCCAGCCAAGGCCAAAUUGAAGAUUCAUGAGCAAAUUACAUUGUUUUAAGCCACUAAGUUUUCAGGUGUUUUUUACGCCGCAAUCAAGAAGUAAAAUAGUAACCCAACAACAACAAAAAAAUGGACAAAAGAUUUGAAUAGUGGUUUCCAGGCACCUGGGUGGAAGAAAUGUUGGUUAAAGGGUACAGAUCUUCAAGUUGAAAAUGAGUGAAGUUUCAGGAUCUAAUGUAUAACAUAGUGACUAUACUAUUUUUUAAUAGCCACACCCACGGCAUAUGGAAGUUCCCCGGGCCUAUGCUGCUGCUGCAGCAACACCAGAUCCUUUAACCCACUGGGCCAGCCAAGAUCGAUCCCGCACCUCCACGGUGACCCAAGCCAUCACAGUUGAAUUCUUAACACAGCACCACAGUGGGAACUCCAUGGUGACUAUAACUGAUAACACUACAUUAUAUAAUUAAAAUUUGCAAGAGUUCCACUAUAGCAGUAACAUCUCUGGAGCACUGGGAUAUAGGUUGGAUCCCCAGGCUGGUACAGUGGGCUGAAGAUCCAGUGUGCCAAAGCUGCAGCGUAGGUUGAAACUGCAGCUCUGAUCUGAUGCCUGGCCUGGGAACUCCAUAUGCCAAGGAGUGGUCAAAAACAAAAACAAACAAACAAAAAAAAA
Molecule: messenger RNA, 17632 nt
Organism: Sus scrofa (pig)
Lineage: Eukaryota; Metazoa; Chordata; Mammalia; Artiodactyla; Suidae
Source: RefSeq, a predicted model, not a curated record